This is a messenger RNA of Ilyonectria robusta, 1336 nucleotides long. RefSeq names its product carbon-nitrogen hydrolase. The record is from RefSeq and is a predicted model, not a curated record. Gene Ontology annotation, molecular function: catalytic activity. Bases 132 to 1325 code for a protein of 397 amino acids. Lineage: Eukaryota; Fungi; Ascomycota; Sordariomycetes; Hypocreales; Nectriaceae. The transcript has 2 exons.
AAGACGGCAUGGCGCCAAAGGCUCCAGAGUCACAACACGCUAUGGGCGUCAUCGUUUGACUUUGAAAUGCGUUUGUUUUCUCAUUUCCAUUCUCAUUUCCUUUCUCAAUUCCUCCGUCAACCACCGUGAUAAUGUCGACAAUCCGCCUGGGAACCGCCUCUCCGGGCACGCAGCCCACCACCGCAGCUACCAUUGAACUCAUCGACUCCAUCGCCCGCCGUGCGGCCUCGUCCAACAUCGACAUCCUGCUUCUCCCCGAGGCCUUCAUUGGCGGGUAUCCCCGCGGAAGCUCGUUUGGGUGUGCCAUCGGCGGUCGUUCAGAUGAUGGCCGCGAGGAGUUUGCCAAGUACUUUGACCAAGCCAUUGAUCUCGGCGACAAUGUUGGCCCUGGCGGGGGUGGUGCUGGGCUCAAGUGGGUGAAGCGACAGCUCAGCGAUGAUGAUGUUGUUCGUGGCGAUGGUUCACGUGAGGAGCUUGAACGGAUUGCCCGUGAGUCUGGCGUGUUUAUUGUGACUGGUUGUAUUGAAAAGACUGGAGGAAGUCUCUACUGCUCUGUCGUCUACGUGUGUCCCAAGGAGGGCAUGCUAGGCAAGCGUCGCAAGGUCCUACCAACCGGCUCGGAGCGCCUCAUAUGGGCUCAAGGAGCUCCCAGUACCCUCCGCGCAGUGUCCACCACGAUCCGCGGCGUCCGCAUCAACCUCGCUGCGGCCAUCUGCUGGGAAAACUACAUGCCGCUGCUUCGCCAAACGCUCUACUCCCAAAACAUCAACCUCUACCUGGCACCCACUGCCGACAAUCGCGAUGCGUGGCUGGGUCUUAUGCGCACCGUUGGUGUCGAAGGCCGCUGCUUCGUCGUGAGCAGCAACAUGGCGGUCCCCAAGGACGCCCCUACCGAAAACACCCGCCAGCCGCUUGCUCGGGGACGACGGGACUCGACCAUUACAGAAGAGGGUUUCGAGAUUGCGUUGCCUCGUUCGCCGCACCGGCCGCGCCGUCGCAAGUCGGUCUUUGAUGAGGAUGGCAACGAGAUUGUCCUGUGCAAGGAGGUCGAUGGCGAGACGCCGUCACUGUCGCCAACAUUCACCACAACCAUCCCCGAGAAAACCGAGUGGGUGUCGAGGGGCGGCUCCUCCAUUGUGACGCCGUUUGGUGAUGUUGUAGCUGGUCCUCAGUGGGAAGACCCCGAUGGUCUCAUCUUUGCAGAUGUUGAUUUCCGCGAUUGCAUUCGUGGUCGAUUGGAUCUAGAUGCGGGAGGGAGUUAUUCACGAAACGAUUCAUUCAAGUUGAGUGUCGAAGGAUUGGAUCUGGAUCCGCUACCAUACUAGUCAAUCAAUAU